AGAGCGCCAUCAAAGAGCAAAAUGUGUUUGCAUUUCUCGGCAAUUUAUUGCCAAUGAACAUAUGUUCAGUAUUUUGUCUAACGUCAUAACCGAGAAGUGCAAACAACGUGCAAUGUGAGAGUGUGGAGAGGCACGGCGAGCCGCCGAGCUGUGUAAACGCUCUUGGACAAUAUUAAGAGUGGAUCAUUUUGUGUGUGUGUGUGUGUGUGUUCCUGGGUAUAUAAAGCGCAUCAGUCUUAUCUGUGCACGCACUCCUGACUUUGCAUUUGGAGAUACUUCAUUAAACCAACGACAUCUGAGCUUACAACCAAAAAAAAACUACUUCACCCACUGUUCUUCAACGACUGCCAGGUUCACGUUCCGUUGACCAACCUUAUAGAACUUGAACAGGAUUCACCAUGUCUCAUUCCUUCCGCAUCACAGUGAGCGCCGAGCGAGGGAUUGGAACCGAGAGAGAGCUUUGAUCGGUUUCUGCUGGACUUUUGUUUCUAUGUGUGAUUUUUACAGAAUGGUGCUGUUCUGUGUGCGCGGACAGACGGAGGUCACACGCCAACUGGUUUGAACUAAAUGGUACCAUUCAGCCAACAUUUCACCGAAUCCGCCUCGCCCACAGCUUUGUGUGUGUGUGUGUGUAUGAGUGUGUCGCUUGUUGCAACUUUGCCUGCAUAAAUUUGGCCAAAAUAUGUCGCUGACCAACACAAAGACUGGCUUUUCCGUCAGGGACAUUUUGGACUUACCUGACACCAAUGAUGAGGAUGGAUCGACAGCCGAGGCGACCGAGGAGGACAGAGAGGCGGCGGGAACAGCCAAAACUUCGGGGUUCGCUCGCCAAAGUCCCCUGGAAACCGUACAGAGGCUUCCACUGAAGAACCCGUUUUAUGACAGCACCGAUAAUCCGUAUACCCGGUGGUUGGCAACAACCGAGAGUAUCCAGUAUUCGCUCCACGGGAUUUCUCCCGCCGCAUCCCAGCAACAGAACUCCGCCAGUAAAUCCUCGGAGCCUUCGGCGGAUGAGUCGCCAGACAAUGCGACCGAGACUUCCAGCAAUGGCAGCGAGUCCGGCAAGAAGCGGAAACGCCGAGUUCUGUUCUCCAAAGCUCAGACUUACGAACUGGAGAGGCGCUUCAGGCAACAGCGGUACUUGUCCGCCCCCGAGAGGGAGCACCUCGCCAGCCUCAUCCGCCUGACUCCCACCCAGGUGAAGAUCUGGUUCCAGAACCACAGGUACAAGAUGAAGAGGGCCCGGGCCGAGAAAGGUAUGGACCUCAACCCCCUGCCCUCGCCGAGGAGGGUGGCGGUCCCUGUCCUGGUCAGAGACGGGAAGCCUUGUCACGCCAGCAUGGUGACCAAUGCUCUCAAAACACAGGACUUGGCGGCCGCCACUUUCCAGACGAGCAUCGCCUUCCCAGCCUACACCACACAGUCACUCCAACACGUCCAGUAUAACUCCCAUUUCAGCUCCGCCAGUAACCCCCAGUAUCACACACACCCGCUGGUGCAGAGUCAACAAUGGACUUGGGGGUGAACCACUGAACAAGAACUGCUUUAACUGGGCUGUAUAAUAUCUCUCUCUAUAUAUAUAACGUAUGAGUGUGCAUGUGUGUGUGAGAGAGACAGAGACAGAAUGAAUCAGACACAUAGCCGCACAUAACAUUCAGAACUGUGGUUCACCUGAGGUAUUUUUCGUUGCUAUCUGUUUACAGAAUAUAUAAUGACGAUGAACCCGGAACUUUAGUCCCGCGAAUUCAACGUUCUUGUGACUUGUAAAGUAUGUCCGUGUGUUGUAGGAAUAUAAUCCCGUCAUUUAUGUUCGUGUUUAAGAGACAAAGCGAGUGCAAACGAAAUGACACUUUUAAACAACAAAAAAAAGACGUGCAGAACAUUUUAUCUCAUCUUCGCCAAUUUUUUUAUAUGAUACUUGAAAUAUUUAUGGGACUUUGUAACGAAGAGGCGCGGCGUUUUAAGUUGUGGGUUUGUUUCUCUUUUAUAUAUAUAAAAAAAACCCCACUGGAGAGGCAGGCUGUGGUUGGAAGUGUGACAGGGGUUAGUGGUGCCUAGCAGUGGCCUGUUGAGCGAUCUCCCUUCGUUGCUGAGUGACAAUAUGUUACGAUGUAUAUAGUACAGACCGUGUCAGACACUCGGGAGGCUCUUGCUUUCAAACCCAAUGAUGUGAAUAACGCCAGAGGAGGGGGGGGGGGGGGAGAGAAAACAAGGCGCCUUGAUGAGCGAUUUUCCGAGUUUCUUUUUUAUAUUGAGAAUUUUAAUAAAAUGUUGUGUCUGAA
Messenger RNA from Chiloscyllium plagiosum (whitespotted bambooshark), 2282 nucleotides. RefSeq names its product NK2 homeobox 2b (gene nkx2.2b). Gene Ontology annotation, cellular component: nucleus. Gene Ontology annotation, molecular function: RNA polymerase II cis-regulatory region sequence-specific DNA binding; DNA-binding transcription factor activity, RNA polymerase II-specific. Gene Ontology annotation, biological process: cell differentiation; regulation of transcription by RNA polymerase II. The record is from RefSeq and is a predicted model, not a curated record. NCBI's taxonomy places the organism in Eukaryota, Metazoa, Chordata, Chondrichthyes, Orectolobiformes, Hemiscylliidae.